GGCGCGGUAGCAGCUGCAAUCCGAGUCGAGUCCGGAGUUGAAUCUCGAGCUGAGUCCCGAGCGGGCGAGCGGACUGACGCGACCCGGGCGGCCGUCUAGUGGGGCUCACCAUGCCGAUGCACUUCAUCUUCUCAGAUGAGGCUGUGCUUCUCUUUGAUUUCUGGAGAGUCCACAGCCCUACAGGCAUGGCUCUCUCAGUGCUGGUAGUCUUGCUCCUGGCUGUAUUGUAUGAGGGCAUCAAGGUUGGCAAAGCCAAGUUGCUCCACAAGACUCUGGAGAGCCUGCCUACUACCACCAGCCAGCAGCUCAUCUUGGAACCAGACCAGGAUUCUACAGGCUCCAGAUCAACUUCAGACAAUAGGACCCGCCUCAGGUGGUUUUUGUGUUACUUUGGCCAGUCUCUAGUCCAUGUCAUUCAGGUGGUAAUUGGCUACUUUGUGAUGCUGGCUGUCAUGUCCUACAACACCUGGAUUUUCCUUGGUGUGGUCCUGGGCUCGGCUGUGGGCUACUACCUAGCCUACCCACUUCUCCACAUGACUUAGUGGGCCAGACAUGUGCAGUGCUGAGGGCUGGAGAGCUGGGGCCUCUGUUCCAGGCACUGUACUUCCAGCCGCCUUUCCUUAGGAUGGCACUGCUCACCUCUUCCCCAGUUCCUGGUGACUGUGAGAUGAAGCCAGCAAAGCCCUGGAGCUUAGAAGCCAUGGAAGCUACCUCCCUCCCCAGCCUAUACAGGGCCCAGGCCUCCUGUGGUUCCUUACACAAGUCGCUGUGACCAAAGGGAACAUGGAGAGACCAGAAGCUGGAGGUAGGGUGGCCAGCCUGUGACACAGAUCUCUGACUACAAAUUAAAGUUUUCCAAAGAGC
This is a messenger RNA of Rattus rattus (black rat), 864 nucleotides long. RefSeq names its product solute carrier family 31 member 2 (gene Slc31a2). Gene Ontology annotation, cellular component: membrane. The transcript is spliced from 4 exons. Gene Ontology annotation, molecular function: copper ion transmembrane transporter activity. Bases 111 to 542 code for a protein of 143 amino acids. Lineage: Eukaryota; Metazoa; Chordata; Mammalia; Rodentia; Muridae. The record is from RefSeq and is a predicted model, not a curated record. Gene Ontology annotation, biological process: copper ion transmembrane transport.